UUCACAACCACACAGAGGAAGUGGUCAGCACACUGUGUAUAAGUCGGUCAUUUUCCCUUCAGCAGUGAGACAGGAUGAAGAUCGCGGUGUCAUUUUUCAGCCUUUGUGUGUUUCGUACACUUGCCUCAUCUAAUACCAGAAAAGAAGCCGUUCUGAGAAUCCUUCCAAACCGAUCCCAGUUCUUCCCGUAUGAGACUGUGUCUCUGAGCUGUGGGCAGCAGGAAGAGUGGAGAGUUAAGAGAAACACAUCUAAAAACAUCAACCAAGAGUGCUUCACAUCCAGGAAUGGAAAAAAUGAAUCCCUCUGUUUCAUCGAUGACCUUUACCCAUCAGACAGUGGAGUGUACUGGUGUGAGUCUGCAGAAGGAGAGUGCAGAGAUGCUGUCAACAUCACUGUGACCAGGGGCUCUGUGAUCCUGGAGAGUCCUGUUCUUCCUGUGAUGGAGGGAGACAAUGUGACUCUGCGCUGUACAAACAGGACUCCCUCGGCCUCCAAUCUCACUGAUUUCUACAAAGACGGGUUUCUGAUCAGGAGCAGCUCUACCGGAAACAUGACCAUCCACAGUGUCUCUAAAUCUGAUGAAGGACUCCACAAGUGUAACAUCUCUGGAGUUGGAGAAUCACCAGAGAGCUGGCUGAUUGUCAGAGUGUCAGACUCAGCAGUUUCCGAUGCUCCUGAGAUGUCUGUGUCCAGACUGAUAUGUCACAUAGUCGUAGGGACUCCUUUUCUGGUGUCCACCAUCAUACUGGGCAUCAUCUAGAGAGACAGAAGAGCUCCUCGGCUCGUUGCAGACAACAGAAGACACAAUGUCAUCAUGGAGGUGGAAUAGAUGACAAGACUGCGCACAGAUACUGAACAUUUUAUUGUUCAUUAUAGUGAAUUACACAAUGACCCAGAGAGCAGCAUAUCAUAUGUGGGCUGGUUUCACAACUACACAGAGGAAGUGGUCGGCACACUGUGUAUAAGUCAGACAUUUUCCCUUCAGCAGUGAGACAGGAUGAAGAUCGCGGUGUCAUUUUUCAGCCUUUGUGUGUUUCAAACACUUGCCUCAUCUAAUACCAGAAAAGAAGCCAUUCUGAGAGUCCUUCCAAACCAAUCCCAGUUCUUCCAGUACGAGACUGUGUCUCUGAGCUGUGGGCAGCAGCAAGAGUGGAGAGUUAAGAGAAACACAUCUAAAAUCAUCAACCAAGAGUGCUUCACAUCCAGGAAUGGAACAAAUGAAUCCCUCCGUUUCAUCGAUGACCUUUACCCAUCAGACAGUGGAGUGUACUGGUGUGAGUCUGCAGAAGGAGAGUGCAGAGAUGACGUCAACAUCACUGUGACCAGUGGCUCUGUAAUCCUGAAGAGUCCUGUUCUUCCUGUGAUGGAGGGAGACAAUGUGACUCUGCGCUGUACAAACAGGACUCCCUCGGCCUCCAAUCUCACUGAUUUCUACAAAGACGGGUUUCUGAUCAGGAGCAGCUCUACCGGAAACAUGACCAUCCACAGUGUCUCUAAAUCUGAUGAAGGACUCUACAAGUGUAACAUCUCUGGAGUUGGAGAAUCACCAGACAGCUGGCUGACUGUCAGAGUGUCAGACCCAGCAGUUCCCGAUGCUCCUGAGAUGUCUGUGUCCAGACUGGUAUGUCACAUAGUCGUAGGGACUCCUUACCUGGUGUCCACCAUCAUACUGGGACUCAUAUACAGAGACAGAAGAGCUCCUCGGCUAGUUGCAGUCGACAGAAGACACGAUGUCAUCAUGGAGAUGGAAUAGAUGACAAGAUAUUUAAUAUUAUAAAGUUUUUGUAUGUCUGAAUUACAUUUUUAUUUGUGUAUUUGUUAAUUAUAUCAUAUUAUAUAUUUUAUUUCAUGCUCACAAAAUAAGUUUUUCUGUGUGAAUUAGUUGCACGUUUCAUUACAUUCAAUGUGGUUUUUACAUUAAAGUAAAAAAAAAAAGUGACACAAGAUCAUAAUAAAUAAUAAAUCUAAUAUAAAACAGUCUCGUUCAACACAUCCAUCCCACAAACACACAAGAACUACUCAACUACAGAAAAAGUUGUUCUGGUCAGACAUAUACCCGGGGAGCCAAAGAGCCAGUGAAGUGAACCAAACAAAAGAAAGUUAAAACAACGACUCUCACAGGAAGCAGAGCUGUACCGGCAACCAGAGAGGAAGACGUGUCAACCUGCUUCUUCCUGCUGUGGUUGUGGUUAUGCAAACAAAAGCAGCAGUUGUUUUUUUAUAAUGUACGUCAUAAAAUUUAAAGAUGUGGAUGUACAAUUUUACACGGCAGGGAGAGAGAAGAUUAGAUCAUCAUUAAAAAACAAUUAUGACGAUUAAACUGAGCUCAAGUGUAAAAUCAAUGCUUAAAUUAAUUUAUUACUGUGAUAGCUUUAGUUGGCCAUCAGGGGGCAACAGAGACACACAAUCUGCUUAAAACUUGACUUCAAAUGUUCUAUAUCUCUCACAAAAUGAUUGUUACCAAGAUUCCCAUCAUCAGUCCAGUUGAUUAACAUGUUAUAGAUCGACUGUACGUGACUGCAGGCUCACAGAGCAGCCUCGAUGGGGGGAACACUUCCAGUAUUUAUGGCUGAAUGCGGCCUCACAGAGCAGUUAGCAUCUUCAUUUAGCUUUGAUAGUGCUAAACUUUUAAACACAAAUAUAGUUAUUUUAGUUAAAUUAGCCUCAUAAAGUGAUAUUAUUCGACAUAUGUUACAUGUAAGAUGAUUCAAUGUGAUAGGAAUGUACUUGUGUCUUAUAUUUUAUGUCUUUUUUGUUUUAUUUGUGAAUGUAUUGUUUCAUGUGAUCCUGACACCAUCUUACACUGUCCUUUAUAUGAAGGUGUUAUUAUAUUAUAUAUAUAUAUAUUAUAUAUUAUAUUAUAUAUAUAUUAUAGAUGUUUGUUGGUAGGAGAUGGUGGAAGGACGAUUUAAAUAAAAAUAAGUUAUUUUCUGGUGUGAACGAACCAGAACUGAACA
Molecule: messenger RNA, 2958 nt
Organism: Dicentrarchus labrax (European seabass)
Lineage: Eukaryota; Metazoa; Chordata; Actinopteri; Moronidae
Product: low affinity immunoglobulin gamma Fc region receptor II-b-like
Exons: 12
Coding region: 999-1754 (251 amino acids)
Biological process (GO): cell surface receptor signaling pathway
Molecular function (GO): transmembrane signaling receptor activity
Source: RefSeq, a predicted model, not a curated record